This is a messenger RNA of Helianthus annuus (common sunflower), 1626 nucleotides long. RefSeq names its product OVARIAN TUMOR DOMAIN-containing deubiquitinating enzyme 12. The transcript is spliced from 11 exons. The record is from RefSeq and is a predicted model, not a curated record. Lineage: Eukaryota; Viridiplantae; Streptophyta; Magnoliopsida; Asterales; Asteraceae. Gene Ontology annotation, biological process: protein deubiquitination. Gene Ontology annotation, molecular function: cysteine-type deubiquitinase activity. The coding region runs from base 372 to 1424 and encodes 350 amino acids.
AAUGAUGGGGGAUUGUAAUGUAACGGCGAGCAACUGUAUAUAUACCUCCACCACCAUUCUCCCCCAAAAACGUUUUCUUCUUCCUUCCUUCCUUCCUUCUUUCAUCAUAUUUAUCUCCUUCAUUCUCUACUUUCUCUCUCUAUACGUAUACAUAUACGCUUAUAUCUAUCUAUAUCGGUUGGUGAAUUGCAUUUAGAUUCCACUUCAUUCACAUACAACAACGAAGCUGAUUGAUUGAUUGCCUGCCUGCCUGCCUGACAUGUUUUGAUAUUCAAGAAGAGUUCUUUAUCGUUUAUUUGAACAAGAAUUUCAAGGAGAGUUCUUUAUUCGGGGUUGAAAAUCUGAUCCUGUUUUGACUUUAGUGCGCGAAUAUGUGCGAACCAGAUUCAGAUGUCGUUAAGUGGGGUCUUGAUCUCCUUACCGUGGAUCCAAUGUUUAGUUCCGCAUAUUACGGUGAUAGCAAUCAACAUGAAAUGAACAUAAGUCACGAACAGUAUAAUAACGGAGGUACUUAUCAAGUAAAUGAAUUUAACAACGUGAAAAAUGACGAAAUGCUAGCUCAUUCUCUUCAACAAGAACUAUUGGAUCUCUCAAUUUCCGAUGAAAAUGAAUCAUCUGAUAUAUCCCAUCAAGUGGAUCAUUUACAAACGUCCGCUGAUACUCAAGAGUGGUACGGUGGUCCGACAUCAGAUAAUUAUUAUUAUGGUGAUGAAUCUAGGUUACAAGAAGCAGAUGAAAUGGGCCCAUCGAGUACAUGUUCGAGUCCUGGAAACCGUUCUUAUGAUGGAGAUGAAUAUUCGUAUAAUCUUGAAAUAACAGAUGAAUCUGAGCUUGAUGGAGAAGUAGGCAAGAGAUUACAUGAAAUUGUCCCUGUUCCUCAUAUCCCCAAAGUUAAUGGAGACAUACCUUCAGUCGACGAAGCUACUUCUGAUCACCAAAGGCUGCUGGACAGGUUGCAGGUGUAUAACCUGAUUGAAUCUAAAGUUCAAGGCGAUGGUAACUGUCAGUUUCGCGCUCUCUCAGACCAGUUUUACCGUUCACCGGAGCAUCAUAAAUUUGUGAGACGACAAGUGGUUAAUCAGCUCAAAUCACAUCCAGAAAUGUAUGAAGGAUAUGUUCCCAUGGCAUACAGUGACUACUUAAAAAGGAUUUCCAAGAGUGGAGAGUGGGGAGAUCAUGUUACCUUACAAGCUGCUGCAGAUUCUUAUGGGGUUAAAAUUUUUGUUCUCACCUCGUUUAAAGAUACAUGUUCGAUUGAGAUUCUUCCGAAAGUGCAGAAAUCAAAACGGGUUAUUUUCUUGAGCUUUUGGGCUGAGGUGCACUAUAACUCGAUUUAUCCCGAGGGAGAGUUGCCGCCACCCGAAUACAGAAAAAAGAAACGAUGGUGGAAUUUUAAGCAUAGGCAUCAAGCGUACCUUGAUUGAUCGAUUGGUUUUCAGUUUCAUGAAUUAACUUAUUUACUUUGAAUUUAUAAAAUUUAUAGCAAAGAAUUGUCAUCAUGUACAGCAGUGUUUAUUGGUUCUUUAAAUUGAUUAUGCUGGUUUUUAAAUGUUUUAUUUAAAAUCAGCAUUGUUAUGACAUUAUGAUAGUUAUUAUUAUUAAUAAAGCUUAUUUAAUUUCUAGCUA